Lodderomyces oxycetoniae is the source of this 1533-nucleotide messenger RNA. It is a transcript of the gene CDC6, whose product is annotated as AAA family ATPase. Gene Ontology annotation, cellular component: nucleus. Bases 1 to 1533 code for a protein of 510 amino acids. The record is from RefSeq and is a predicted model, not a curated record. Gene Ontology annotation, biological process: DNA replication initiation; cell division; mitotic DNA replication checkpoint signaling. The transcript has a single exon. Gene Ontology annotation, molecular function: ATP hydrolysis activity; DNA replication origin binding. Lineage: Eukaryota; Fungi; Ascomycota; Pichiomycetes; Serinales; Debaryomycetaceae.
AUGUCUACUCUUACACCUGCCUCGACUCCUCAAAAGAAGAAGCGAACUAUAAGGGAUAUAUCAAACACAUAUAAGGAUAAUGUACAAUUACCAUUAACACCAACAAAAACACCCCAAAGCAAGAGACUUAAACUUGAACAUAGCUCGCCCAGUGAUGUAUCUUGUAGGAAGAAACUUAUAUUUAAUACACCAUGCCCAACACCACCACAGACAAGGAAAUCUUCGAUAUACUCUCAAGCUAAAAACUUGUUUCAAAGAGGUUAUGCUUGUGAAUUACUGGCGAUGGAUAACAAAUCUCAGCUCAUUAGUAGGGAGACAGAGGCGCAACACAUCAAUGAGUUUAUACAAAGUAGCGUUGAUUUGAAACAAUCAAAUAGCCUAUAUAUUUCGGGACCUCCGGGCACAGGCAAAACAGCCCAAGUCAAUCUUAGUUUAAAAAGAUUUCAACAAGACUUUUUACUGGUUAAAGUUGUCAAUAUUAACUGUAUGACACUAAGGAAUCCCGAGCUGAUUUUUCAUGAGAUAUACUGCUCAAUAGUAGAUAAAUUGAGUAUAUCCUUUUUAAAGAAGAAGAAUUAUAAUGAUCUUUACCAGUUGUUGAAUAAACAAGAUUGCGAUUGUCAACAUUUAACUCAUAUCAUACUUGUCUUGGAUGAACUAGAUGCAUUACUAACCAAGUCACAACAAGUCAUAUUCAAGCUAUUUCAGCUUGCAAACAAGUCUGCUAGAAUAGAACCUACACAUAUUAAAGUGAUAUUAUUGGGGAUAUCGAAUACUUUAGAUAUGAAUAAUAAAUUUUUACCCAAACUAUUUCAGCAUGAUUUAAUACCUCGGUCACUACAGUUUUUGCCCUAUUCUGCGGUGCAAAUUAAAUCGAUAAUAAAUUCAAGGUUGAAGACACUACCUCAGGAAGUAAUACAGCCCACAGCAUUACAGUUUUGUUGUCAGAAAGCUGCAUCAUUAUCAGGCGAUCUUCGAAAAGCAUUUGAUAUAUGUUACAAGAGUAUUGAAUUGGUAGAAAGAGAGCAAACAAGGGUUCAUGAUAAAGAUGGCGCAUUUGCCAAAGUGACGGUUGCACAUAUUGCCAAGACAUGUGUUGAAUCGUUCAAGAGUGAUAAUACAGCGGUUAAAGAUUUAAAUUUAUUGCAAAAAGCGAUAUUAUGUCAAUUGUUCAAUUGUCAGGUGCUGAUGAGUUUAUCUUGUUAUGAGCAGAUUACUGUGAAUAUGUUUUAUGAUUAUUACCAGAAACAAACCGAUAUGAAUCGGAUAUUGGGUAAUUUAAAGUAUGGUGAGUUUAUUGAGAUAUUGACAGCUUUAGAGAGUAGCAACUGUAUAAUAUUGAGUGAUACGAGCAAUAAAGGAUCGAGAGGAGGCAAGAAGUUAAAAAAUGACGGAGGCAUGAAGAGUAUCAAGUUGAAUGUUGAGUAUGACGAUAUUGCCAAAGGUAUUGAAGAUAUUCAAUUAUUGAAGAGAGUAUUGAGGAAAUCCACGACACUGGCGACACUACCGACCCUAUCGAGCGAAUCGAGAUAG